AUGGAGACGUAUCCCGACGACGGAAUUAAAUGGGAAGAAAUGGAAGAACACGGUUAUGCUAUUUUGCAUGGUGCUGCGGAGCCUCCGCAAGAGCUUCGAGACUCUAUUUUAACGAAGAUUCAAAAACACCCUGAAGACUUCACCCUCGUACAGUAUGAGGACAGUCCUCUUUAUUAUAUACAGCCACGUUGGGGAACAGUUCUCUUUCGGGAAAUAGAAGAAUACGUGCAGCAUGGAAUCAAUUACAGCGCUCAUUAUAACGUGAACCUCGAUGGUCUAGACCCAUCCGGUCUUAGGGAUCAAGUCCGGGUUGUGGGAUGUUGGAAGACAGAAUCGACCGGCGAUACAUCGACCAAUUACAUGCUUGGGCCCCAAGAUUACCGCACCGGGGAUGCCAUGGUCUUGAUCCGACCAAUCGCGGAGGAGGUUAAUUUCAGACCCUUCGAUGGAUCCCACCUCCUGACUAAGUCGGAAUUCGACCAAAGUAAUCGGAAAACUACUCUAUUGUCGGUGAGGCGAAAGGAAGCGCUAAAAGGAAGGACCACUUUGUGGACACAAUGGCCUGAUUUUUCCGAGUCAAGCGAGGUCCUUUUUGCCACUAUUGUGUAUGUCAAUAAUCCUGCUCGCCCGCCGGGUGAGGAUGAAGAUUUUCCGGGUUGCGUUAAGCCGGGUUGCGUGGCGCCAUUCAUGCGGUAUUAA
This is a messenger RNA of Talaromyces atroroseus, 699 nucleotides long. RefSeq lists its product as hypothetical. NCBI's taxonomy places the organism in Eukaryota, Fungi, Ascomycota, Eurotiomycetes, Eurotiales, Trichocomaceae. The record is from RefSeq and is a predicted model, not a curated record. The transcript is spliced from 2 exons. The coding region runs from base 1 to 699 and encodes 232 amino acids.